AUGGCCGCCCUCUUCGCUCUCGCCCCAGCCUCCUUCCUCCCGGGCUUCGCCGCCCGCGCCACCGUCACCACUCCGCGCGCCGGACCCGCCGUGGCCCACCUCGACAGCCUCUCCUCGCUCCUCUCGGCCGUCCCGUCCGGCUUUGAGUUUGCGGUGCCUCCGGCGCCGCCAAAGUUCUCGCACGCGCUGAUGGAGGCCGUGGGCGCGUACAUCCUGCUCUCGGGCGCCUGCACCUUUGCGCCCAUCCUCAAGCGCAAGCUGGGUGCGAAGGACCCAGCUCUCGCAGUGCUGGCCUCCGUUCCGUCCUCUCGCUUUGGAUGGUUGCAGGCAGACCUUCGGCGGCCGCUCCCGCCGCUCGAGGAGCUGACAAGCCACCCGAUCGGCGUGCGCGGCGGGCGGACGCUCUACCUCUGUCGCGCGUGCGAUGCGCUCCGCUUCUCCACAGUCGAGCGCUCGGCCGACUUUUCGGACUUUUACGGGGAGUCGGUUUACGUUUGCAGCGGGCUCGUCACCAAGGCGCAGGAGGCGUAG
Emiliania huxleyi CCMP1516 is the source of this 531-nucleotide messenger RNA. RefSeq lists its product as hypothetical. NCBI's taxonomy places the organism in Eukaryota, Haptophyta, Isochrysidales, Noelaerhabdaceae. Bases 1 to 531 code for a protein of 176 amino acids. The record is from RefSeq and is a predicted model, not a curated record. The transcript has a single exon.